UGAUCCAGCGAUUUCAUGCGCGUUUGUCUUCCAAUCAAAUAUGAUUUGGAUAGGAUGAGAACAGGAGCGUCUUUGUUUGACAUAAUAUAAGGACAUCCUGGUGGUUACAGAUGGUUACGUUCGCAGGCUGGGCUAUAGCCUAUAGGCUAGAGAAAAUCAUUUCAUUAAUCGACAUUAUUGCGAGCCAUGAUGGAAUUACAUAACGCCUAUAUGCUGCAGUCUAUAAUAACGUAAAUGGUGCUAUUUUCUCACUGAACGACUGAAUGUGAAACGCAGAAGCAGCAGGACAGAUCGCAGAGGAAAUCACAUUGAGCUCCACAUAACGAAUCGAGGAGCCGAGAGCAUGCAUGAAUUAACAGAGCCGAGGGUUCAGCGGCGAUACUAGAGAGAUGAAGGAGCUUUCGUUCUCCCCUUGAUGUGUUCAACCGGCCACUGGGGAGAGACAACCAGGAGCAGCCGAUGCUCGGAGAGAACAGCGGCCGCAGCGCCAGACAUCGGCGAGAGCGAUAACUCAGCGCUGUUUACUGUCAUUUGAGAGCUGGCACCAGACCCACGGCGAGGCAUGGGCUGCGCUCCCAGCAUCCACGUCUCCCAGAGCGGUGUGAUCUACUGCCGAGACUCGGACGAGUCCAACUCUCCGCACCAGACCACCACCAUCUCGCAGGGCACCGCGGCCACCCUACAUGGGCUGUUCAUCAAGACGGACGCGGCCGAUACCAUCUCAUCCGUCAUCACCUACCAGAGCAGGCACUCCGGAACCAACUCUCAACGAGAGAGAAGAGAGAACAGCCGGGGACACAACUGCAUCGAGGCGGAGACCCAGACCAGUCACACCAGUGUCAAGGUAUCAGCCACAGAAGAAUGCAUAGGACCUAUGAGACUGACCCAAGAACCUAUUCAGGUCCUGCUGGUGUUUGCGAAGGAGGAUGGUCAAAGCGAUGCCUUCUGGUGGGCGUGUGACCGGGCGGGUUUCAGGUGUAACAUCGCCAGAACGCCUGAGUCCGCCAUCGAGUGUUUCCUGGACCAGAGCCACGAGAUUGUAGUCAUCGAUGGACGCCACUCACGAUACUUUGAGGCAGAAGCUGUCUGUCGGUUGAUUCGUGCCACAAAGCGCUCAGAACACACAGUCAUUCUGGCCGUCGUGCCACAGACGCCUUCAGGUCAGGGGGAGCAGUCUGUUCUUCCUCUCCUCUGCGCUGGAUUCAGCAGAUAUGUGGAGAACAGUAGUGUCUCUGCUGCUAUAUAUGAGUUGCUCCAGAUUGAACAUGGAGAGGUGCGCUGCCAGUUCAAACUCAGGGCGUGUAACUCAGUGUUCACUGCUCUGGACCACUGUCAGGAGGCUGUGGAGAUCACCAGUGAAGACCAUGUGAUACAGUAUGUGAACCCGGCAUUUGAGUGUAUGAUGGGUUACCACAAGGGAGAGUUGAUAGGGAAAGAGCUGACGGAACUCCCCAAGAGUGACAAGAACCGAGCAGAUCUUCUAGACACCAUCAACACCUGCAUCAAGAAAGGAAAGGAGUGGCAGGGGAUUUACUACGCCAGGAGGAAGUCGGGUGACAGCAUACAGCAGCACGUCAAGAUCACGCCUGUGAUUGGCCAGGGAGGAAAGAUCCGCCAUUUUGUGUCCAUCAAGAGGCCCCACAGUGACAACAACAAACAGGUGAGCCAUGCAGCCAGGAUUCACAAAGAUGGCGAACAUUCCCAGUCAGAGAGCCAUUCCCUGCGUCACAGAGACAGGAGGAAAGAGUCGGUUGAUACCAGGUCAAUCAGCUCACGUGGCAGUGAUGCACCCAGUCUGCAAAACCGCAGGUACUCAUCUGUAGCCAGAAUCCACUCAAUGACCAUAGAGGCCCCCAUCACCAAGGUGAUCAACAUCAUCAACGCGGCCCAGGAGUCCAGUCCGGUGUCCGUUAGCGGAGGCGCUGGACCGGGUCUGGAGAUCCUGAGGACCACAGAGCUCUACUCUCCUCAGCUGGCCUCCAAGGAGGACGACCCACACACCAACGACCUUGUAGGGGGCCUUCUGCAGGACGGCUUACGGAGACUGUCUGGCAACGAGUAUGUCUUCUCCAAAAAUUUGAGCCAGAGUCAGCUGGCCAUCCCAGUAACGCUGAAUGACAUCCCUCCGGCCAUCGCUGAGAUGCUGGAUGGCGAAGACCAAUGGGAGUUUAACAUCCUGGAGCUGGAAUCUGUCACCUGUAGAAGACCUCUGACCUACCUGGGCUUGAAGAUCUUUGCACGCUUCAGUGUGUGUGAGUUCCUGAGCUGCAGUGAGGCUACGCUACGCUGCUGGCUGCAGGUCAUAGAGGCUAACUACCACGCCUCCAACUCCUACCACAACUCCACCCACGCCGCUGAUGUCCUACACGCUACUGCCUACUUCCUACGCAAGGAGAAGGUCAAGGGCAGUCUAGACCAACUGGACGAGGUGGCUGCAUUGAUCGCGGCAACGGUCCAUGACGUGGACCACCCGGGGAGGACCAACAGCUUCCUGUGCAACGCAGGAAGUGAGCUGGCCAUCCUGUACAAUGACACAGCUGUGUUAGAGAGUCACCACGCCGCCCUCGCCUUCCAACUCACCGUCAGGGACAGCAAGAGCAACAUCUUCAAGAACAUCGACAGGACUCAGUUCCGGACAUUGAGGCAGGCCAUCAUUGACAUGGUGCUGGCUACAGAGAUGACCCGCCAUUUUGAACAUGUCAACAAGUUUGCCAACAGCAUCAACAAACCAAUGGCUGCCAUCGAGGAGUCCAGCUCAAAUAGUGAAGGCAGUGACAGCGAGGGCCCAGCCAGUAUCAGGAACAGCCCAGAGAACCGGCUGCUGAUCAAGAGGAUGAUGAUCAAGUGUGCUGACGUGGCCAACCCCUGCAGACCCCUGGAGCUCUGCAUAGAAUGGGCUGGACGCAUCUCCCAGGAGUACUUCGCACAGACUGAUGAGGAGAAGAGACAGGGUCUACCGGUGGUCAUGCCUGUCUUUGACAGGAACACCUGUAGUAUCCCCAAGUCUCAGAUCUCCUUCAUAGACUACUUCAUCACAGACAUGUUUGACGCUUGGGAUGCCUUCGCCAGUCUACCUGGCCUCAUGGAGCACCUGUCAGAGAACUACAAGUACUGGAAGGGUCUGGACGACAUGAAGUGCAAGAGCCUGCGGCCGGCCCCUCCUCCGUGACCCCUCCAUCCCUCCCUCUCUCUCCCCUUAUCCCUCCAUCCCUCCCUCUCACUGGGCUGGGGGAGACAUCGAAUGUAGCCCGGCGCUGGUAUUAAGCCCCUCCCACGGUGAUUCUACCCAGCUCCACACACAAUGGACUGUAGACCAUUGUAGACCUCAAGAGUCUGUAGACCUCAGAGUCUGCAGCUUGGAGCCCUGAGAAGAGACCAGGGGACUGACAUACUGGCUGACAAAUGACACCCCAAUUCCCCAUAUAGUGCUCUCCUUCUGUCCAGACAUCUUUCCCAUCCCUAGUUAUCGGAUGUUACUUCAAACUGAUUUCAAACAGAGAAUCAUUACGAUGCCCCAUGGCAAAUUUAGCAUGGGGGGGGGCUCUGGUCAUAAGUAGUGCACUACAUAGCGAAUAGGGGGACAUUUGAGAAUUGCCCACUGAGACUCUCCAGCCUCUUCAGACCCCUCUGUGGUUCCUCUUGGGCCCCUAAUGUGACUCUACAGCCCUCCUGACAAUCUAUCCCAACCAACCGCACUUUAGCAGCUCAAAAAAAACGUGUUACUUUCUCACAUCUUUUCAUUUUUUCCCUGUGAUGUUGUCUGUGUUCUAUAUCUGUUUCUUUUAUCUCAGGCAAGUGUCUGCUGUUGUUUGUCGUACCUCUGGUUUUUGUCCGUCCUUGCUUAGUCCCUACGGUAGUGUGUGGUGAUGUGGGAACCAAAGGUUUGCUGACACAUGAACUCCUUCUCCUGUACCAGGAAUAAUAGAGGAGAGAGCACAGAACUAAAGUAUGUAGAGAGAAACCUGUUCCCUGAAUCACACACACACAGCCAACUUAUAAAACUGUAACUUAGCUCUCCUUGUUCUCUCUCCAGAUGGAAGUAUUAGGUAAUAUUGAGCUCUGAUAAGCCCAGUUAGGCAGAGUAAAACAGAGGUGUGUGUGUGUGUGCUGUCUUUUUGUG
Molecule: messenger RNA, 4120 nt
Organism: Salvelinus sp. IW2-2015
Lineage: Eukaryota; Metazoa; Chordata; Actinopteri; Salmoniformes; Salmonidae
Source: RefSeq, a predicted model, not a curated record